Molecule: messenger RNA, 1284 nt
Organism: Thamnophis sirtalis
Lineage: Eukaryota; Metazoa; Chordata; Lepidosauria; Squamata; Natricidae
Source: RefSeq, a predicted model, not a curated record
GCUGGGUACUGAAAACCAAAACUUACUUUAGCAGAAAUUCUCCUGUCUUUUUGCUGGGAAAAUGCUACCAUUUCAAGAGCGAUGAACCCAGUGACCAGUCACCAAAUGGUUCCUGUGAUGACAUGACAGAAGAAAGGUUUUCCAGAAACAUUGAAGAGUUCCGUAAAGACUUUAUUUCUAGGAUAUGGUUGACUUACAGAGAAGAAUUUCCCCAAAUCAAGGGUUCAGUUUUAACCACAGACUGUGGCUGGGGCUGUACCUUGAGGACUGGACAAAUGCUUCUGGCUCAAGGACUUAUUCUCCACUUUCUUGGUAGAGAUUGGACUUGGGCCAAUGCCUUUGUUUUCGAGAAUCCAGAGUCUGAAUCAUGGACAACUCAGACAGUAAAAAAGCUCACAGCAUCUCUUGAAACAUCCCUUAUAGGAGAAAGAGAAUUCAGGAACCAGUCAAAUCAUCCUAAAAGUCCAAUGCACAUCCGAGAAAGCGAAGAAAGCGUGGAGGAGCAGUAUCACCGAAGAAUCAUAUCUUGGUUUGGUGAUUCACCCCUUGCCAAUUUUGGCUUGCAUCGGCUGAUAGAAUAUGGAAGUAAAUCUGGGAAAACAGCUGGAGAUUGGUAUGGGCCAGCAGUGGUAGCACACCUUUUGAGGAAAGCAGUUGAAAAAGCAAGAGACCCUGAGUUACAAGGAAUAACCAUCUAUGUUGCUCAAGACUGUACAGGGAAUUUUGAGUCUCGACUACUGCAUUGGCAUUAUUGGUGGCAAACCUAAGCAGUCAUAUUACUUCGCUGGUUUUCAAGAUGACAGCUUGAUUUACAUGGAUCCUCAUUAUUGCCAGUCUUUCGUAGAUGUCAGCGUAAAGGAUUUCCCCCUUGAGUCUUUCCACUGUUCUUCUCCAAAGAAGAUGUCGUUUAAAAAAAUGGAUCCAAGUUGCACCAUAGGACUGUAUUGUCGUGACGUGCAGGGUUUUGAAAGGACUGCUGAAGAAAUAACUAAGAUUCUAAAAUCCUCAUCUAAAGAGAAAUAUCCUUUGUUUACUUUUGUAAGCGGACAUUCCAGAGACUAUGAUUUUGUGGCGAGUCCAGUCCAGGAAGAGAAGACAAUGUUCUCUGAAGAUGAACACAAAAAGUUGGCGUGUUUUAAUAAUGAAGACUUUGUCUUGCUAUGAGGACAUUUUUAUUUAUUCAUUUAAGUAUUUUUAUGCUCAAUCUUCACAGAUGCUACAAAAUGGCUUAACUAAAAGCUGCAAGCAACAUAAAUUAAAAGUAAUAAAAACUUGUGGCAAUAA